ACAUUAAAAUACGAGUGGUUGACAACCAGUGAGAAGUUAUAACAACUGGAAAUGGCGGCGAGCGUAACUCACGAUUGAUUGACCUAGUCACUGCUAGUAAACAUUGGAAUUAAGUCAUUCGACUGGAAUAUUGACUGUUUUUUCCUCCUUUUAAUAGAAUACCCUUAUAUCUGCGUCAAUGGACAUGCCGUGAAAGUGGCUUCCAGAACCAUGGAUUGGGGAGGACGUUCAACAACGUCCACCAUGUCCACUGGAGUGGUGGACGAGCUUGCUUUGGAAUUAGAUGAAAAUCUGGCAGACCUCAGCUUGGAAAAGACGAUAACGAGCAGCUUGAAGACUGCUGAAGAAAUCGAGCGACUUACGGUUGAUGAACGUUUGGGUGAUAUCGAGCGUGCGGUCUACUUGCUUAGUUCUGGGCAGGAGGUGCAACGAAUCAGCGUGAUUAAUAACCUUCCCCAGCUCUUACGAGACCACAACAAUGAGGCUAUGCGCAGGGUGGUUCCCAAAGUCAGGGAGGUCCUUCAUCUGGCCAACUGUGAGCUCCAGGAUGCGGCCACCAAGGUGUUUGUCACCAUCAUUGAGGAGCGCAUCGUCACACCUGCCGUCUACGCCCAGAGCUUCCUGCAGACCAUCCUCACUAACGUGGACAACAGGGAUCCAGAUAUUUCAGAAGCGUGGUUGGAGGUGCUACUGCAGGUCAUCACCUGCCUACCCAAGGACAUCCUCAAGAGAGACGUCUUGACAGUAGCAGUGGCUAAAGGUCAGUUGUCUCAGUCGGUGCAGUCCCGAUUGGCCAGUUGUCGCAUCCUGGGCAAGAUAGCCACUCGCUGUGAUUCCUUCAUGAUCAAGCGAGAUAUACUGCCCCUAGUCACCUCCUUAUGCCAGAAUGUGGACUAUGAGGUGCGGGCCUGCAUGUGCAGACAGUUAGAUUUAGUAGCUAGAGGCUUGGGGCUUGAGCCCACCAAAAGUGCAAUACUUCCAGAGUUGGUCGAACUGAGCAAUGAUGAGGAAAGUUGCGUACGAUUGGCCGCGCUGGAGACCAUAGUUAGCCUACUGAGUUUGCUGGACGACGAAACGUGUACGCAGACCAUUAUUCCAUUGGUGUGCAAGUUUUGCGAGACUGCCAUGCGAUGUGAAGACUCCACCUUGCCGGCUGUAGCCAGACAGUUUGGCCGACUCUGUCACGGCCUAUCAGUCAAUCUAACGGAAGACCAGAAGAUCUGGUUCCUGAACUUCUACUGCAAGUUGUGUGUGAUUGGUCUGGUGCCAGACAAAACGAGGGUCAACGACCGACAGGAUGCAUCUAGAGCGUCUAAACAGAGCCCACCAAUCUUAAAUCUGUACAGGGAAGAAGACAGGCAUAUGGAAUGCCGACGACACUGUGCUUUCAAUUUCCCGUGCAUGGUCCUGUUUGCCGGGCCUCGUAACUUCAAGACGGAGCUGCAUGGCACCUUCGCUAGUUUAUGCGACGACCCCAACAAGUGCGUGCGGGUCACCAUGGCCAGUGGCUUCCAUGAGGUAGCAAAGAUGCUUGGCUCCAAUGUACUUACCAUACAAGGCGAACUCAUCAGUCUACUUAAGGACGAUUCGCUAGAGGUUAUUCAGGGCAUAAUUUCUUACUUACCGGACACCUUAGAUGCAUUUGCAAGGGGCGGGGGCAACGUGAUCACAGAAUCCAAGAUUCUUGGGUUUGGGUUUGACAAUCUAUUUCUUUGCCGAAGGGUAACGGGUCUGUCGGACCUCAUCCCAGCCUUGCUGUCGGCUGAGAGCGCCACGGCCGCAUCCCGCAACUGGCGACUACACCGAGACAUACUGGACAAGUACAGCCACCUGCCGCGCUGCCUGACCAGCGAGCAGAUCUACGGCAAGAUCACGCCCAUGGUCUUCAGGCACAUCACUACCCAUAGGGUAUUACCCGUCCAGCUGGCUGCAGCCCGCACGAUAUGCGUCUUUAUGAAGUACAAUCGCAAGCUGGAACAGAGGCAAGAUAUGUGUGGGAAACUCAUUGCAGAAUGCUGUCAUUCCAAGAACCAUCGCUACAGGAAGCUGUUCAUCGAUAUUUGUCACUUCUCUCUGGAACUUUUCUCCAAGUCCUUCUUCAAGGAUAACUUGUACAACUAUGUCGUACAACUUGCACAGGACCCAGUCCCAAAUGUCAGGUUAAAGUUCUGCUCAUUACUACCAUCGCUCAAGGCCCAGUUCAAGUUACCUAAAGACUUGCAGCUAUUACAGCAGCUUGAGACGAUAGUCAGGCGACUCCUCAGCAUGGAGAACGAUCAGGAUGUAGUGACUGCAGUCAGGAGGGCUGUGUUUGAGUUGGACAAGAUUCAGAUGUGUGUUGGUUCGCUGACCUCCAAACGGCAAGCCGAAGACGACCUCCUCGACCAGAAGAAGGAAGAAGACGAGCAGCUCCUCUUGGAGAUGGAGAGGAGAGAACUGGAAGACUCGGAGGGCAAGGCUGGGGGAGGGAGUAAGGCUCCAACCUCCGCCAAGGGUGGAGACAGGAGGAAAACGGGGACGGAGGGCAAGAAUGUUGGAGUCUCCAGCACAACGGCCAGUUCUGCGGCUAAAAAAGUUACUAGACCGGCCAAGACGGGCAGUGCGACGGGUAAGAGACCCCCUCCGUCAUCCUCCAGCAACACGUCGGUCACCUCCACUAACAGAGCGACAAAAACGGGCAAAGCACCCGGCAAGAAGUCGACGGAGAAUGCCACCUUUGCCGCCCCCACGGCCAGCAGUGCCUCCAAGGUGACUAGCAUCUCAGCUAAGGCGGGGAAGAAGUCACCGCCGGUACCUGAAACUAACAACAACAAGCCUGGAAAUAGGCGUAGAGCGGGCUCUGAUGGCCUGAUCUGCCUGUCUUCCAAUGCCAAGACAGCCACCUCAAGGUCUCGGAAAGGUUCGGAUCAGAACGCGAGUACAACUGUGGAUGGCCCAUCCAGCAGCAGUGGUAGCUCCUCAUCUAUCAAGAGAACGUCGAGCACAAGUGAAUCCCGGAAAGGUUCGAGUACGUCGGUAACCAGUCCGCGGGUACGCCAGUCAUCAGCCAGUAAUGUAGCAUCAACAAAUUCAACAACUAGAAUAAAGAAAACGACGGUUAGCAAGUCAUGAGAGAAUGCCUUACAGCAUUGUCAGUUUCACCAGGGUAGAACACUUGGCUCCCAAGUUGCUGUCAACUGGGAAGCAGUGCUGACGCGACCAGUGGACACCUUUGCGAAACCUGGUCCAGCAAUGUCUUGUGCUGCAUCUGCGAGAUGGAGAAGCCCGAGUGACUUCUUCAUUAUUUAGUCGUCGUUAGAUGGAGCAUAUCUCCCAAGCAUUUGCCUUUGUCGGGAACACGUUUAGGAGCCUUGUUUUCGUCAGGGUUUUUGCUCCUUUCGGUAGUGAGCAGCUCAACACUGUGUGGGGACUGAUCAAGCCCUUCUGUCAUAACUGACGCUUGUGCUUGCCAACAGUUGAGCCGUUCUGUGGAGACCUCUUGCUCUACUUAUACCUGCAUACUGCCGUUGUUCUCGGGUCAUCUCGCAAGUCCAACAAGUCAAAUCACAGUCCGCUCACAGUUAAACUUGGGGUGAAUGAGGACAAAGGAACGCCUUUUGUCAAAGUUUAUUUGACAAAAGCUUGUGAUUUGAUUUUAGACUUCAGCCGUUCUUGCUCAAGAUAUACCUGCGUACUGUCGUCGCUCUUGGAUCAUCUUGCAAGGCCCACAAGUCAAGACACAAUCCCGUCACAAGUAAACAUGGGAUGACAGGGAGAGAGGAAUGCCUUUUGUCAAAGUUCAUUUGAAGAGCUUGUGAUUUUAGAC
Molecule: messenger RNA, 3805 nt
Organism: Patiria miniata (bat star)
Lineage: Eukaryota; Metazoa; Echinodermata; Asteroidea; Valvatida; Asterinidae
Gene: ppp4r4
Product: serine/threonine-protein phosphatase 4 regulatory subunit 4-like
Exons: 28
Coding region: 211-3111 (966 amino acids)
Cellular component (GO): cytosol; protein serine/threonine phosphatase complex
Molecular function (GO): protein binding; protein phosphatase regulator activity
Source: RefSeq, a predicted model, not a curated record